AAAGAAGGGGUUCAUGAGGGGUGGGGAAAAGGACCGUCAGCGAAGCAUGUUGGCUGUAGUACGAGCGAAUCGAUCGAUCGAUGGUCGCGUGGGCAGGGACAGGUCUUAAGCGUGUCGCGCGCCGGCGAAAAGAAGGCAGGGCUCGCGCCGAGGAGAGGUGGGGCUUUCUCUGUUUCGCGCCGGAGGCGCGGGCGUGUGAGCGGCUUCGCUGAGGUGAAGAGGAGCUGGAGCGCGAGCGCGAGGGGAGUAGCGGACGAGUAGCCCAGUCUGCUUGGUGCCGGUGCCGCCGCUGAUAGACUGUGGCAGGGUCGUUUGGGCGAUCCGGUGGCAGAUGAUGACCUGCACUUAGAAACUGUGUCUUCAGAAAUGAAAGCUUGGACUUACUAUAAACAGUGAUCGGCCUUAAGACUAGAAACCAUCAUCAAGAAACUUCACAGGAACUCAUCCUUAUUCAGUUAUCUUGUAUCAUAAAUACAAUCAUGUAUGGGAGCGCUCGGUCAGUUGGUAAAAUUGAGCCAAGCACCCAGAGUCCUGGGCGUUCACCAAGGCUGCCACGAUCACCACGGCUGGGCCAUCGUCGAACCAACAGCACAGGUGGCAGCUCUGGAAGUAGUACUGGGGGUGGCAGUGGCAAAACACUUUCUAUGGAAAAUAUCCAAUCCUUAAAUGCUGCCUAUGCCACUUCAGGCCCUAUGUACCUAAGUGACCAUGAGAAUGUGGGUGCAGACACACCUAAAAGCACCAUGACUCUUGGACGAUCAGGGGGGCGUCUGCCUUAUGGUGUUCGGAUGACUGCUAUGGGCAGCAGCCCCAACAUUGCCAGUAGUGGGGUUGCCAGCGAUACUAUUGCCUUUGGAGAGCAUCAUCUUCCUCCUGUGAGCAUGGCAUCUACAGUGCCUCAUUCACUGCGUCAGGCUAGAGAUAAUACUAUAAUGGACCUGCAGACACAGCUCAAGGAAGUGUUACGGGAAAAUGAUUUACUGCGCAAGGAUGUAGAGGUGAAAGAAAGUAAACUUAGCUCCUCCAUGAACAGUAUCAAGACAUUCUGGAGUCCUGAGCUCAAGAAGGAAAGAGCCCUGAGGAAAGAUGAAGCAUCCAAAAUUACAAUUUGGAAAGAACAGUAUCGAGUUGUGCAAGAAGAAAACCAGCAUAUGCAGAUGACAAUCCAAGCUCUUCAGGAUGAGCUUAGGAUCCAGAGGGACCUGAACCAGCUUUUCCAGCAAGACAGCAGCAGUAGAUCCAGUGAACACUUUGUGACGGAGCUUACAGAGGAGAAUUUCCAACGGCUUCAUGCGGAGCAUGAGCGCCAGGCCAAGGAACUCUUCUUGCUGCGCAAAACCUUGGAAGAAAUGGAGCUGCGCAUUGAGACUCAGAAGCAGACCUUAAAUGCUCGUGAUGAGUCCAUCAAAAAAUUAUUGGAAAUGUUGCAGAGCAAGGGGCUGUCUGCAAAAGCCACAGAGGAGGAUCAUGAGCGAACAAGACGGUUGGCUGAGGCAGAAAUGCAUGUGCACCAUCUGGAAACUUUACUAGAGCAGAAGGAAAAGGAGAACAACUUGCUAAGAGAGGAAAUGCAUCGUCGUUUUGAAAAUGCACCUGAUUCUGCCAAGACGAAAGCUUUGCAGACUGUUAUAGAGAUGAAGGAUUCUAAGAUCUCUUCCAUGGAGCGUGGACUCCGAGAUUUGGAAGAGGAGAUCCAGAUGCUGAAGUCAAAUGGAGCUCUGAGUACAGAGGAACGUGAGGAAGAAAUGAAACAAAUGGAGGUGUAUCGUAGUCAUUCCAAAUUUAUGAAAAACAAGGUAGAACAACUGAAGGAAGAGCUAAAUGCCAAAGAGGCUCAAGGGGAGGAGCUGAAAAAGAGAGUGACUUGUCUCCAGACUGAGGUCUCUACCAUUGGCCAGGUGAAACAGGAACUGUCACGCAAAGACACAGAGCUGCUGGCCUUACAGACAAAACUGGAAACCCUCACAAACCAGUUUUCUGAUAGCAAGCAACACAUUGAUGUGCUCAAGGAGUCCCUCACAGCUAAAGAACAGAGAGCUGCUAUCCUACAAACAGAGGUGGAUGCUCUCCGGUUACGUCUGGAAGAGAAGGAAACCAUGUUAAAUAAAAAGACUAAGCAAAUUCAGGAGAUGGCUGAGGAGAAAGGAACUCAAGCUGGAGAGAUUCAUGAUCUCAAAGAUAUGCUGGAUGUGAAAGAGCGCAAGGUUAAUGUUCUUCAGAAAAAGAUUGAGAAUCUACAGGAACAGUUAAGAGACAAGGAGAAACAGAUGAGCAGUUUGAAAGAGAGAGUAAAAUCCCUGCAGGCUGAUACCACCAACACUGACACUGCCUUGACAACACUGGAGGAAGCACUUGCAGAGAAGGAGCGUACUAUCGAGCGCCUGAAGGAGCAGCGCGACAGGGAUGAGAGAGAAAAACAGGAGGAGAUUGACAACUAUAAAAAAGACCUUAAGGACCUGAAAGAAAAAGUCAGCGUCUUGCAAGGAGAUCUUUCAGAGAAAGAGGCUUCAUUGCUGGAUUUGAAAGAGCAUGCCUCAUCUUUAGCAUCAUCAGGAUUGAAGAAAGAUUCUAGGUUAAAGACAUUAGAAAUUGCCUUGGAACAGAAAAAGGAAGAGUGUAUGAAACUGGAAUCUCAGCUGAAAAAGGCUCAUGAAGCAACAUUGGAGGCUAGGGCCAGUCCAGAGAUGAGUGACCGAUUUCAGCAAUUGGAAAGAGAUGUGGCUCGGUACCGUGAAGAAUCCAGUAAGGCUCAAGCUGAAGUGGAUCGUCUGCUGGAAAUCCUGAAAGAGAUGGAGAAUGAGAAGAAUGAUAAAGACAAGAAGAUAGCAGAACUGGAAAGGCAAAUUAAAGAUCAGAAUAAAAAGGUAGCAAAUCUGAAGCACAAAGAACAAGUGGAGAAGAAAAAGAGUGCACAGAUGUUGGAAGAAGCUAGGCGGCGGGAGGACAAUCUGAAUGACAGUUCCCAGCAGUUGCAGGACAGUCUGCAUAAGAAGGAUGAUCGGAUUGAGGAGCUAGAAGAGGCACUGAGAGAGAGUGUGCAAAUUACAGCAGAACGGGAAAUGGUGUUAGCUCAAGAAGAAUCAGCAAGGACACAUGCUGAAAAACAGGUGGAAGAGUUGAUGAUGGCUAUGGAGAAAGUAAAACAAGAACUGGAAUCUAUGAAAGCAAAGCUGUCAUCUACCCAGCAGUCUCUGGCUGAGAAGGAAACACACUUGACCAACUUGCGGGCUGAGAGGAGGAAACAUUUGGAGGAGGUCCUAGAGAUGAAACAAGAAGCCCUUCUAGCUGCCAUUAGUGAAAAAGAUGCCAACAUUGCUCUGUUGGAGCUGUCGUCGUCCAAGAAAAAAACCCAAGAUGAAGUAGCUGCACUUAAACGAGAGAAAGACCGUUUGGUGCAACAGCUGAAGCAACAGACUCAAAAUCGCAUGAAAUUGAUGGCAGAUAACUAUGAGAAUGAUCACCUCAAAUCGUCAUCUCAUUCGAACCAAACUAACCAUAAACCCUCCCCAGAUCAGGUAAUUCAGCCCCUUUUAGAUCUUGAUCAGAAUCGCAGCAAGUUGAAGUUGUAUAUUGGACAUUUGACAGCCCUGUGCCAUGACCGGGACCCCCUGAUUCUCCGUGGACUCACCCCACCUGCUUCCUACCACCUGGAUGACAACCGUGCAGCUUGGGAGAAGGAGCUGCAGAAGAUGACUCUGGAGCAGCUUCAGGAUGAGCUAGAAAAGGGUGAGAGGGACAGCGCAGAGCUGCAAGAGUUUGCCAAUGCCAUUCUACAGCAAAUAGCUGAUCACUGCCCUGACAUCCUAGAGCAAGUUGUCAAUGCACUUGAAGAGUCAUCAUGACCGAAACCCAGUGCUAGUUCCCCCUGCAGCAGCAUGCCCGGGGGCCAAGCCCAGUCAGUCCAAGGAGUCGUGAGGAUGGAGAAGGGGGAGUGGGAAAAAUCCGAGAAACCUUUGGUGCACCUUUUUAUAAACAGAAAGAAAUGAACCUAAACUGGUAUCUCAGCUCUUCCAGUCUAUAAAUACUAAAUUAUGUGUGCAUUCAUCUUCUCACUGCCUUUCUACUUUGGAAUAUGCUUCCCAGUUACCUUUCCUGUUGGCUUUUGGAUACGUCUGCUCCGAAAUUUGAUGAGUCCAAUAAGCAUGAAAGUGGCAAUAUAUUGGAUACAGCUCGUUCUGGUGUUUCUUAAAAUGAUGGCAGGGGAACACUUGCCUUGAUUUUAUUUUUUAGAUUAGUAAAAAACGUUGGCCUACCUUCAUUUAUGGGGGAAGCUGAGUUUGCUGUGAUACUAGCCCACAGUUGGCCAGCUUCAGUUUAGCUAGCUCAAGAUGUGCUGCCUAUGUCUACACAGGAGUUUUACCCUAAAAGGGUAAGUUAUUACAAGGAGGGGAGGAUAAAUUCCUUGUUCUCUGUGGUAAUUACAGUUAAAGUUGUGAUUUCUCUGUUGUUCUGCCUAUUGUAAGUUUCACGUUUGUUUACCAAGUGGGCUAUGAAAUGUGUGUGGCUGUUGGGGAAGGGCUAUAGCUCAGCGGUAGAGCACUUGCUUUGCAUGCAAAAGGGCAUAGGUUCAAUCCCUGGUGUCUCCAGGCAGGGCUGCCAAAGGCUGCUGCCUGAAACCUGGAGAGCUGCUGCCGGUCGAACUACAUGACUUGGUAUAAGGCAGAUACUGUGUUCCUAUGUUUUCUUGAGCCGAGUUUCUUGGUCUUCUGACAAAACUUAGCAUCAUACCUUUUCUAUAUAUCUUGCAUUCUCAUUUGAAGAGUGCUGUCUUUAUGCUUUGACUUCUCUUUUUAUCCAUUUCUGAUUUCUUAGGAAGUUACUUAAGCUAUUCCCAGUUGCAGAGGACUAAAUAUGCUCACCCCUACUGUUGAACCUUCCCUAGCACCUGCUAAAGAUGAGUAAACCCAAAAUAGCUUCUCUAAAUGGCAUCCUGUUAACAUAUCCAAAUUCACAAGUUGAAUAGGAAUCUGACUAUUUAUGUGUUUUGCACUAAUGGUGAAAAAAUAGUUUUGCUCUGGGCAGUGCAAAUUUAUGCUUUGGCAUUCACCAAAGCAGAACUCUGCUUUCUUCCUCAGCUUUCUUCCUUAGAGGAACUGUUUCUGAAGUUUCUUCUUGCAGAUUUCAAGAUUAAAAGAACCUCUUAGAGGAGAGAAAAGAGAAAGGAAUUGGGACUUAAUGCCGUAAGAGGAAAGAUCACUGAUCCUUAAAGUGCUUUCCUGACUUGUUUGCCUCUAUAAUGACUGUCUUAGUCAUCAUGCUUGGCUUUUUCAGCUUAAGCAUUUUAUACAUGGAUAUGCUAAUGAAUUCCAAAUUCAUAAGACAGAUGCUCUCUCUUAAGCCUUUUUCUUGUUUUUCUUCAGAGGCUCCUUCGAAAAACACUAAGCUCAUAUUUAAGGUCUCUCUUCACUAGCAUCGGCUUUCUCCCCUUCAAGUGUAUUUUUCCCCUUCAAAUCUGGCAACCCAGAUUCUAUGACAUCAUUUUCUAAAUAUGAAUUUCUAUAAAGCAAAAGUUACUAUUCAGUCAUUGCAAUUUUCAACCCAUGGAGGGGGGGAAAGGGCUGCAUGCACUACCCCCAACACCUCCAGGCAUGCAUGCCAGCUCCACUCCUAGCCUAGAAAGGGAGUUCUAAACGCUUUUGGUUGAAAGCAUUUAGAAGCCUCUGUUAUCGAAUUGCGAGUCUUCAGGCCACACUGUGAAACCUUUAUUAUUAUUACAUUUUAAAAAUAUAAUGUCUGCCUUUGAAUAUGAAAGGCCACCCAAUGCCAAAUGCUUGAAGAUGCUCAGUUUCUUCCUUUCGUUAGCAGGUUCAGGAGAGGGAAUCUGGGGGAAAGCCUCAGAAAGGAGAUACAGUAGGAGUAAGAUUGGCUUUGAAUGGCAAACAAUGUUUUUCCAGUGGGCUUCCUAAUGAGGGAUUCAUGUUGCUGUCUUAGCCGAUUCAGGACUUUGGAGAUCUUGAAUGGUAGUUUUCAAGCUGAUGGCAUUAAUAGCCUGCGGUAGGUGCUUUUUGUCAUAAAGUGAGCAGGGAAGGGGGACUUGAAUGUUCUCAAGGUUGAAAUUGCCUUUACCGGAAGUCAUGUAGACAGUGACUGUACAUACCAUUAAACCAUGCCUCAUAGCAGAGCCGCGCCUUUGCCCCUAUUGUUUUGAGUCAGCACAUUUUGAUAGGAGCUGCUGUUUUGAAUUUUCCCUUCUAGCUUUUUCUUCUUCAUCGCUAAUUACUCACUGUAGAAAUUUAAUGCUGCCUGUAAAACCAUCUCAGCCUUCAGACCCAACAUCUUCCCACCACCACUCCCAGGCUAUCCUGUUAAGUUAUAUGGUCAGGUCUCCAGCUGCCCUUGUUCCCUGCUGUAAAACAAUCCACUCUCUCUGUGGGAGAAGCUGUGGAAUUUUCCUUAUCAGUGGUUGACCGACUGCUUCUUGUAAACCUCUUACCCAGAUGCUCCUUGAUAGUGGCUUUUGGGGGCGAAGACAGGGGCUUUGCUGAAACUGGGGAGGGGAGAUAGUCAGAGAUAGUGGCUUGUGGCUGAUCCUUCAUCCCCAUGUGCUUAUAGCGCUGCAUAUAAAUCACAGUUCACCAUGCCAGUAUAUUUGGAGCCUUUAACUCAGCUGCCACCAUGUGGCUGUGCUACUACAAAAAACAGGAUCUGCUUCAGCAGAUGCCAUUCCCAGAGAAGUGUGUACAGGGCCCACUCCAUUGAAACUGUGAUAAAGCCCAUUGUUUACGUUCUACUCCUAGCAUGUUCUCUGGGUGAGGAGGAAGCGGAACCAGUUCCCACUCUGGCCAUUUGGUAUUUGUCACGCAGCAGCACCCCUGCUGCUUGAAGCCCUCUCCCUCCAAGUCUGAAGUCUGCAUCUCUUUCAACUUCUCUCUUAUCCCACCACCACACACACAACUUUUCCACCCCAUUCCAUGAGCUCAAAGUCCUGCCACCCUAAUGCCUGAUCUAAGCCCUCAGUAAAAGUCUGAUCUAAUCCCCCAGUAAAGUGCUUUGAGAGACAGGGAGAGAGCAAACAAGAUCUUAUCUUGGAACAAUGACCUGACUUUAUCAGCAGUGAACCAUUGCAGAUAAUCUCCUUGAUGCCGUUUGGAUAGAGGUCCUGUCUCCCCGUAUGUCUGUAGGAGCUGUGGAGCCUUAAAUGCAAGCUGUUGGCCAUGAGCUGUUGUUGAACAUGGCCUGCUUCAAUUUGUUUCCCUGAACAGAAGAGUCCGAGAUAGUUGACUGACUAGUGAAUCUGGUUAACAUUGUCUCCAAUAUGAGGUAGAAAAUGCACAGGUCCAAAGCAUUCAUGGACGUAUGGACAAUCUGACUGUGACUACACUAUCACAGCUCUCAUACAUUUUUAUUUCUGCCAUAUCUGAUAUGAGUAAGAUGCACCACCCAUGUGCAGAAGAUACCGCUCUGGACAGCUAUGCUGCAAAAGUAUCCAUUCUCACCUUCCUUGUUCCUCAGUCCAGUUUUCAAAAAUAGCCUCUUAUCAGUGAAUUCCAAAUCUUUUGUUUACACUAGCUGUGGUAAUAGAGUUUCGUUGCUGGAUUCUAACAAGGCUUGGUUGUUUUUAAGGAAUGUGUUGUUACUACUUCAAGCUAUAAAGAUGCUAAUUUGUAAUGCCUCAAAAGGUGUUUACCAAACUGCAGGAACCCCCUAUAGAGGGAGUAGUGAAACAGUUCAUCUUAAUUUGGUGCUGUUACUAAUAGCUCCCUGGAAAAUCCAGCUAAUUUCUUGACAUCCUAAUUGGACUUCUUAAUGAUACCAAGGAAUCCACAUUCACAUUCCAAUGCUAUCAAACCCAGGUUAAACAAGGUUAUAAUAAAUGCCAUUCCAACCUCAGAAUUGCACAGUGACAUUAGCUACUAAUGUUCAAAGAAAGAACUACUGAGAGGUACAUCCUAGUUAAUAUAUUUAUAUUAAUGUUUGGUCUGUUACAAUGACUGCCCUUGGCUGUCAUUUUCACUCAGAAACACCAAACUCUCUCUGAAAAUCCCAAACUGAAGGAAAUGAGACUGGUGUGUGCCAUCAAAUGCUGUGUACAAUAGGGGAAACCUCCCUAGACGAUCCUGCAUGUGAAAUUUUCAGUGUAUUUUGGAAGAUUGUUGUACUUAUAUAAAUAUAUAUUGUAUGGGAGUUUUAGGCAUCUCUUCUCUCUAUCCUAAUAUUCAGGGAGUAUUCUGUUUAGAAAUUUCCUUUCUCUGAAACAAUAACUUAAUGGAACACUAUUUUCCUCCUAUUUCAUACCCCUGUGCUAGCACCCUCACAUGGGUUCUUAAGUGAAAAGAAGAUGGGGUAUGCUUUUGUCAAAACACUUGGAAUUAGAAGGUGCUACUUCAGAGAACUAAGAGAUAAUAGAAAUGAAAAGCAGAACGUUCUGGAUUUAAUAACACUGCCCCACCAAAGGUAGUGGUGUAGAGAAAUCAGGCAAUGAGGGGCUUGGGGCUGCCAGAAUUGACAAGACAAACUCUUCUCAUGCCAGUCUUGUCAGUGCAGCAGGUGCUGUUUUUAUAAUACAAUAUUUUUUAACUUUUUUCCAUUUAUAGAGGAAGCCGUUAUCGUUCUGAACAAAAUGGCCGUCUCUACUGACCUUUUUUAAAAAGAGGAGGAAAAUUCCAAACUUUUUAGUGUCAAAAGUGUAAACAUAAGAAUUCUGAUUUUUUUUCAGUGUGUGUGGCGAGUGCUGUAACCCUGUCAUCAUUGGUAUUUCCCCUUGACUUUUUGAAGGGUUUUUUUAUUUUAAUUCUUCUGUUUUGUUCUCUACUUGUCAAUUAUUGUCUGUGUGGUCCUCUGGGUGGGGCAGUUACCAACAAUAUGUGUCUGUUGUCCAAUUUUAAAUAAAAAACAUAGAAGUAGAAAUGAAAAGAAUUGUGUUUUAAAAAUAUAAAAAUUAAGUGUAUAAUCCAAAGGAAUUCAAAAUAUGAAAAGGCAAAGUUCUGGACAACUCCUCCCAGUUUUAUAAGGAAGUAGAUUUUUUAGUCUCAAGGUACCUUUCAAUUGCCUUUGACAGACCAAGGAAGACCAAACCAAUGUGGCCUUCUUAGGAAUAUUACUAACUCCUGACUUUAUCCCUCUCCCAAUACUUAUAAUGUAUGGACUACCUUUCAAAUAUAGAAAGGGGCAGACUUACAAACUACUCUUUGCUAGCAGCUACUAUUUUCCGCCGGUAUUCCUGGGGCUUUAAUACUACAAAAUUAAAUAGGAGGGAUACAUUGCAGCAUUUUUGCACACUCUUAGUCCCUAUUUUGUACACACAUAAUACUUAGUAUUUCUAAAUGCACCUUCAUUUGUCAGUUCCAGUUUAUGUGUGAUUAUUCUGUCUGUACCCACUUCUGAAAAUGUGCAUUCAGAAUCUUACAACAAAGGGCUUGCCAUUCUUUUCUGCACCUUUGAGAUGGAAUGUUUUGACUCUGCUUUUAAAGGAUAUGGCCAUCAUAAAUCUGCAUAGCAUAAAUACAUUUAUUGUUACUACUAGCCAUAUCUUAAAUUAUUAUACAUGAAUGUAGUUUUUUAAAAAUCCUGGUAAAUUUUGGGAAUAUCGAUCAUCCUUUCAAUCUGAGGCUACUAAUGUUCCAGUGUUGCAAUCUACUUUAAUUCACUAACCAUUAUUGCAGCUGGAAUCAAAGCUGAAAACAUUGGAAUUGUUGCAGUUGGUCUGUAGUCUUACCCUGGAGACUUUCUUGUUAAUGAAGGAUAUAAAAGUUAAGCAAGUUUAAUUGAUAUUACUUCUUUAAUUUGGUUUUCUCCAUCCACUCAUGGCUGAGGGUGAGGUCAAGCAUCUGUCAGUCAUUUUACCUAGUUAACACAAGAUUUGGCUUAAUACUGGUUUCAGCAGGCACCUCCUAAAUACAAAUAGAUCACAGGUUUUGCUUCUCUCAGCUAGUCCCCUAUCUUUGGUAUGCUAGAUCCUAAGUGUAUUUAUGCGUACCAAAUGUUCAUGUUCUUAUUUAGGUUCCAUAUAAGUAAAUGGGAUUGUAUCUAGAAGAUUCUGCUAUAAGCUGAUGUAACAUAAACCUGACAAGACAUGCUGUUCCUUCAUCCCUGCCAAAACAGCAUUGCUACUUCCCUCUGAUUCACCUCAUGCUGAAAUUAGAGCACCAGGUUCUGCUUUAACCAAAUUAUUCAUAAACGCAGCACAAUGGGCUGUCAUAGGGAGAAACAAUUUGUAUGAAGUCCCCACACACACACACUACAGAAAGGGAUAUUUUACUACUUGGAAGGUGAUGUGUUGCACUUUAACAGAGGAGGAGAGGAGCUUUGCAUAUAUAGUCUGGCAUACUUUGAGUUCCUUCUGGAAGGAGCAGCAGCGGGAGAUAAUAGAUGUCUGUGAUGCAAGUGCGCACGCUGCCUUCAGCUUGUAUGUGUCUUAUUGAUGGAGUCAUGUUACUGACAGGAUAAUGAAUUGCAAAGAAAUUGUGUUAUAUUCAACUUUGCCUUGAUAAUAUAAACACUUUUGUUCAGUUUUUUUCCUUUUUUAUUCACAAACUAAGUUC
Messenger RNA from Rhineura floridana, 10481 nucleotides. It is a transcript of the gene ERC1, whose product is annotated as ELKS/RAB6-interacting/CAST family member 1. The transcript has 19 exons. Gene Ontology annotation, biological process: regulation of synaptic plasticity; neuromuscular synaptic transmission; maintenance of presynaptic active zone structure. The record is from RefSeq and is a predicted model, not a curated record. Bases 480 to 3842 code for a protein of 1120 amino acids. Gene Ontology annotation, cellular component: cytoskeleton of presynaptic active zone. NCBI's taxonomy places the organism in Eukaryota, Metazoa, Chordata, Lepidosauria, Squamata, Rhineuridae. Gene Ontology annotation, molecular function: structural constituent of presynaptic active zone.